UCGGUCCAUGAACAUCCCUAAGCCGGUGCCUAUAAAACGCACCAAAUUGGCUCCACCAAUAAGCUAACAUAUGGACCUUUGGAUCGGAUCUCUCAAGUUCUUAUUAUUUUCUGCGGUCCUACCAAAAAACAAAAAAUCUUUUCGUCGGCACUUCCCAUGCAGUUGCGCUAGCUACCAGGGUCAGAACCCAGAAGCUUCUACCUAAUUAUCAAACGGGAAAGUUGCGCAAUGUUUCUCAAGGUGAAAUUGACAUGGAAUGUCGUAGGCCCUGCUAAAGGCUUGUAUGCCAAGGGUUUGAUGCUGCAACGGUCUAUAGCAACCUCCCUGGUGGAUGACUUCGCUGAGAAGGGGGCCACGGAAGAUAUAGGUUAUUUGAUGGCUGUCAAACCUUGGAGAGCAAUGGAGAGGGUAAAGUUCAGAAUAAAGGGGAUGUGGUUUUCCCUGUGGUUUUCACUGGAGUCACCUUCAAAAUAUUUAGUGGAGAGAUUAUGGAGGACUGGUCCUGUUGAUAACAUCCAUCUUUCUGGCUUGAAAAUGCCUAAUUAUCAUUACACACCUGGGGAGAAUCCUGCCUUCGCGUCAAUAAUAAGCAUUCAAAGAUCGAGAAGGAUGUCAUCAUCUGAUUCACUGUGAUUGCAACUAAGUGGAUGGAGCUAGAUAGACAAUUACAGGCAUUAGUGAAGUUGGAAGGCAACUAUCUUGGACCAGUUUCUUCCCCGUAACAUUAUUUAACCUGUCCUGUAUAUGCAAUUCUAAGAUUGUUGAUGUUCAAUAUGGGUUGCUUAUUCCAGUAAUUAUUGUAAAUCCAUGGCUCCUAUCUAGGAAAUAGGUAACUAACUUGUUCAGAAUUUGUUUCUUCCUCUCCCUUGCAACUGGUACAUGCAAAGCUAUUUCUCACUGGCCGCUGAUUAGCUUUUAUAUCAGGCAACAGGCUCUGCUAUUCUCUCCUAGUUGAUUAGCAUAAUAUGAAAGAAAAGGAAAAG
This is a messenger RNA of Durio zibethinus, 983 nucleotides long. Lineage: Eukaryota; Viridiplantae; Streptophyta; Magnoliopsida; Malvales; Malvaceae. The record is from RefSeq and is a predicted model, not a curated record.